Brassica rapa (field mustard) is the source of this 3607-nucleotide messenger RNA. RefSeq lists its product as uncharacterized. The record is from RefSeq and is a predicted model, not a curated record. NCBI's taxonomy places the organism in Eukaryota, Viridiplantae, Streptophyta, Magnoliopsida, Brassicales, Brassicaceae.
UUGGAAAUAUUCUUGAAGAAAGUCCCGCGCCAAAAGAGAGACCAUACUCUUCGCUGACUGACGAUGGCUCAUGAUCAAGCUUCCAAAACCUUGUCGUCCGUUAACGUCGCAUCUUCACCUUUGAAACCGUCCGCCAUGGAAGCUUGCCGCAACGAAACUUUGCCGUCUAUCGACGUCGUCGCAUCUUCACCUUUGAAACCGUCCGCCAUGGAAGCUUGCGGCAACGAAACCUCGACGUCCAUCAACGUUGCAUCUUCUUCACCUUUGAAACCGUCCGCCAUGGAAGCUUGCGGCAACGAAACCUCGACGUCCAUCAACGUUGCAUCUUCUUCACCUUUGAAACCGCCAACGACUACUGAAUCAACUCGUGUUUUCAAUCAGACACCGGAGAAACAGCCGUUUAAUCUGAAGAAUCAAGAUCUAGUUCAAACCCAAAGCUCUCCUUCAAGACACUCCCUAGCGGUACCAUUACUCAGUUCAGUGUCGCAAGGCACUUCCAAGGAUGGGGGAAUCCAAAUCAUAACUGAGCAAGAUCCGAGAGUUCCUACGGUGAAUAUGCCAGCUCAAGUAACACCGUGGUCUGUUUACGUAAAAAGGUGCCAUGAAAUGAUACUAUUUUUAACGGCGUCUGCUUUGGCUUUCUUGCCAAUUCGUUAUAUGAUUCAUGAAUACACAAAGUGCGGCAGCAUCCUUUGUGUCCAACAUUACGUAGAAGGGGUUCAUACUUUACUGGGAGAUUUCAAGAAGCUUGAUCCUUUUAUUUUAUUUGCCUUGGCCUACGCUGGGUUCUACAUCUUGUCUUCGGGUUCCUUCUCACCCCCCACUGUGCGGAUUUUUGAGGCAGCGUCAAUAUUAUUGGGUUUCGGCAUGGUCUUUGUUUUGAUAUACUAUAUAUCAAUCAUUACUUUUUACGUAGGUCUGGCUUCAUUUGUUGUUUUAGUAGUAGCCGCUACGUUCCGUGAGGUCCUCCGUGCAUGAGAAGAAAUUUAAACUUUGAUGUUUAUGUGAUGUGAUGUUUUUUUUACAAGUUAAUGUCAGCAACAACAAAACGAUGUGUAUGUUUUCUUUUAAUACUUUCAGAUGAAUUUAAUAGCAUCUGUGUUUUAAAAAUCAUAAAUUGAGUAAUAGAAUUCAAAUAACAAUGGACAUAUUAUAUAGUUAUGAGAUACACAAUCUAAUAAAGACUCGGUACAAGAGUGUUCUAAGUCCAAUCACGCAAACACAAAGGAUAAUAAUAGAAUUCUUCUUCUUAGUACUCUUCACCUUUGUCAUCCUCAUCGUCCCCACCUUCAGCACCAACCUCCUCAUAUUCCUUCUCCAAAUUAAGCUGCAAGAUACUCACGAGCCUCAGAGAAUUCUCCUUACCAGUGAACGAAAGCAAGAUAGAACUUGAGAUCAAUUCUUGAGAAGACCUCAGCAGCACUUGUGGAGUUGGAGAUCAUACACACAGCUCUCUGCUCAUAAGCAAGAUCACCUCCUGGAACAACAACAGUUUAUGGCUGGUACUUUUAAACCGCACUUGAACGAUCCAUAUUACACAAGUCAACAAACUGGAUGGUACGCUUGAUCUUGAUACAGCUGCGUUCACGUCUGCGGGGACGACAGUUCGUCCAGACUAUAAGCAACAUUGAACAUACCAUAUGUUCAACAUUGAAACCUUAGGACUACCCAUUAUUGCUUAAAAUGAGCUCCAGUUGGAAGUUCGUUUGUUCUAGUUUAUGACUAACAAGUUCCAUAACAACAUAAUUUCAAAUGAACGAACACUAGGAGAAUGAGAAUCCAUAUCAGUGUUUUAUUGUUAGACGCUAAGUAAAUAGAUAGCAAUCAAUAUAUGUUAGACUAUGUUAACAUCUAAAGUUAGACAGCUUCUUCAACAACUUGGCUAUUAGCAGUUACUCAAUGGCGUAACACAAUAUAUUAUUUUGAUGGCAGACGGAUCCAGUCAACAUUAAAAGAAUAGUACAAUACAAGAACAACAUCCUCAAUGUUUUGGUUUAACAAGGCCAGCAACAAGGUUCGCAAUGUGGUUUUGGUCGCCUCGCCAACAUCACAUGCAUCCGUUUCAAGUGAGCCACCAUGGCCUGUCUCUCUGUCAUUCUUCUCUUUGGCCUCCUUUUCUUUUUGCUUUUUCUCUGCUCUCACACGUGACAGAUCAGCUGCGGUUAGGCCUCCGCCAAAAGUAUAUACAUUUCUUGAAUACGUGACCGUCUUGGAGUAUCCGAUCAAGGUUGUCCACAGCCUCGUCCUCGACUUCAUCAUCCCAGGCCAGGUCGUCAGGGGGUGAUUAAUUAGUAUCCUCUCUCAUGGAUGUUACUUCUGUCUGCGAAAUAUAUAUAUAAAAACUGAUUAGCAUCUAAAAACAGUAGAAGUUUUGGUUAAUGUAUACUCAAGCACUUACACUUUCAUGUUGAUAGAGUAAUACAAUCAGUAGCAACCUAUGCCGUCACGCAGAUGGGUGACCUACGCACGCUAACAUGGGGGUGGUCACUAACUGUUUUACCGGUUCAUAUGUGACAUCUAAUAAAGAUCUUAGACGUUAUACUCGAAGAUAACAUCCACAUAUAACCUUAUUCUCUACUAUAGAACAUUUAAGAUAUUUUGAAUUUUGACUCUUGAACAAGUGUAUUGACACAUGUUCUAUUAUCCUAUUUCUUCUUUUCAGUGUCUAUGUGACAAAAACCUGUGAAGAAGCUUACAAGACUGCAGUACCUAUAUUCUAAAUUGGCGGGAAAGCUGAGGAGAGAAGAUGAAGUGAGAUAAUAGUAUUUUAAAUAGUAUGUUCAUCUAUAUAGCUUGAAGUUAAGGGUUGUGAAUGUUAUCUCCAGAUUUUUCUUUUCUUCACAGUGGGUUUGACUCUUUGGUGUUUUUAUCUACAUUUUGACAUCUUGGCUGCUCUGCAUCCAACUCCAGCUGUUUGUGGGCUUCCAGAAGAAGAAGCCAGACUUUUGAUUAAAGAAAUAGGUGAAAUAUUGGCUGUUUGUAUUAUUUUCUUAUUUGAUGAAUUUUCGAGAAUUGCCAUUUUUCCCAUCUAUUGAUGUACUCUUGAGAAUUGAAUUGCCAAGAAGUAACAAGACUAUCAGUUUACAUUAUAACUUAUUUGAAUGUCAAAGCUACGUUUACAUGUCAUCCUUACACCAUUGAAAUUUGAUGUGACACAUGUAUCUAUUACAAACAACAUUAAAACUUUUUUUGAUUUAAACAAUAUAUUUUUAAGGUUCAAGAGUCUGAAAUAAAAUGGAAUCCCAUAUAAUAAUUUCUUUCUCGCAAUGGAGGUCGAACUCACAAUUACACACUUAUAAGAAGUCCACAAACUAAAAAAUUUAGAUGGCGAUACAUAACGUUACAAACUCACACUAGCAUAAAAGAUAAAUCUAAAAGAUAGAUGCUGAACACACCAUGGAGACAUUCAAACAAUAAAAUCAAUAGUUACACGCAAGUUUGUUUUCCCUCUAAUCAUCAAAAUUAUCUAACAAUAUAUAGUGUUCUUUAAAAAAAAACUACAUCCAUGAAAUCAGAAUAUAUAAUUAAAAACAUGUUAGUUAAUAUAUAAUAAGUUAAUUAUAUAUAUAUACACAAAAUAAAGUGUAAAAAUUAUACUAUGCUAAUU